AUGGGCUCGGGCUACUACCGGAGUCUGUCCCCCGGGAGGCACCAGUACUUGGACGACCCGAUGCGGGCUUCCACGGGCAUGAUGCACCUGGGCUCGUCCUACGACCCGUACGAGAUCCCGAGGAGCCGCGAUGGUUAUGACGGUUACCCAUCGGAUGUGCCGCACCGGAACUCAUCCACCCGUCUCCCCAGCCGCCGACUCGAAGCCCAGCCCGUGUCCUCGCAAACCUACCGAGAUCCGGGCCAGUCGACCAAAAGGCGGACCGAGUACAACGUUCGACCGAGGCCCAGGAGCAAUACUCUGGAAACACCAGACCAGUAUGACACGCCUGUGAGACUUGCGGUGCCUUCUUCUUCGUCCCAUCGCCGGCCGUCGCCAGUGGCCACUUCUGGUCUUCAUCAUUCGCCCAGUCCAUCGCCCCGGGACUCUGGUCAAUACCUGGUCCCUGCCUCCACUCGAGAUGGAGGGCGUCAUCGCCGAGUUUAUAGCACCGACUAUGCGAGUGAUACGGGCCGGCCACAUCCCUAUGAUGCGGAUCAACGAACAGGUCACCGUGGCUACCGCGUUCAUCAACGGAACCACCGCCCCCAUCCAGCAUAUGAAGGUAUGAGAAAGGGUGAGGAUCUUGAUGACUACGAUGCAUACUCCUAUACCACCCCCAGAGAGCAGUUUGAUGUGGACUAUCCGGUCCGGACGAGCCAGCGAGCGCCUCGGCGCAAGGAACGACCGCUCAGCAUGACGGAGAUGGACGAUCCCCCACCGUGGCUGGUGCGUAGCAAGGAGCCCCGGUCUCACGGGCCGCCGCCAAGCUAUCGUGGUUUUGACAAGCUCGACCCUGAACACGAAGGACGCCCAAGAAACUCGGCCUAUGGCGCGGACGAUGGUCAUGCUGCGUCCAGAUCGAAACGAGGGCCGUACGACCAUGCUCUCGUUCCGGUUCACCAUGACUCCGAUGAGGGCUACUCUUCACAUCCAGAAAGAUACAGCCGUCACCAUUCCCGGCGCGAUCCUCCCAGGUCCCAUCACAAGGGGGAUCAUGACCGAUAUGCGGAUGAUAGACCUUCUAGGAGGCAUACAGAUCUGGACCGGUUGGCCCCAGGACUAGGCACAGUGGCCCUGGCUGGUGGUGCCUAUUCAGAUAUGGAGGACUACGACCACCAUUCCUCCAGACGCAGCCGUCGAAACUCUCGCGGCUAUGACCGCGACUACGGUCGGGUCAAACCCCCAUCCCGGGAGCCAGACAGCCCCGAACACAACAAGCAGUUAUACCUAGAGCCCGGCUCCAGCCAUGACCGCAGUCGACCAAGCAGACGCUCUCGAAAGACCGCCGAGAGUGAAUCGGAGACAUACACCUCCGACGAGGAUCUUCGCAACUACCGGCGCGAACCAUCUGCAUCAGAGCGUCGCAGACACAGCAGCACAGACAGUUCCAGUGAAGCUGAUCGAUCAAGCAGACGUACCCGGGACCGCUCGUCGCACCGGCGCCGGCCCUCUGGGCCUGAAAGACCGUCGGAUGAUGGACACUCUCACGACGCUCGACACUCGCCGUCCGUUGAUGACAAGCCGAGAAGACCCAUCGCAGUUGAGCCACCCAGUUUCAAAGAACCCGAGGCUGCCCGGAAAGGUAUCCUGAAAGCCCCUCGGCCCAGCUUCCCCGAGGAACGCAACCCUGUGCGCGAAGGUGUCGCGCCGCUCAAAGAUGCCCAUGACCAGGGGAUUCCGCCGGGUGCGCGAUGGACGAAGAUUGAUCGGAGGCUCGUCAAUCCCGCUGCCCUGGAAAUAGGUAAUGAGCGGUUCGAGGAGCGGUCGGACUAUGUUAUUGUCCUGCGAGUGUUGAGCAAGGAGGAGAUUCAAGCGUAUGCUAUCAAGACGAAGGAGAUUCGAGACACUCGGCACCAAGAGUCCGUUCGAGACAGGCGUCGUCACAGGGACGAGUCUCGUCGUCGUGGCCAACGCCCUGACGAGUCGUCGAGUGAUAGUGACGACGAGGAUGAAGAAGAGGAGGCUCCGAAGGCGAUUGAAGCUCCGCCGCAGCCGACCUCAGAGCAAGACAAGCUUUCUUUGCCCUUGCGGCCGCGCGCAUCGAGUCACACGGCGACUGAAUCUGAGCGGCCUCGGAUGAGCUCUUCUACUGUGCCCGCCGACGGAGGAUCUCACUAG
Messenger RNA from Penicillium lagena, 2160 nucleotides. RefSeq lists its product as uncharacterized. Bases 1 to 2160 code for a protein of 719 amino acids. The record is from RefSeq and is a predicted model, not a curated record. The transcript has 2 exons. Lineage: Eukaryota; Fungi; Ascomycota; Eurotiomycetes; Eurotiales; Aspergillaceae.